This is a messenger RNA of Aspergillus saccharolyticus JOP 1030-1, 728 nucleotides long. RefSeq lists its product as uncharacterized. The transcript has a single exon. NCBI's taxonomy places the organism in Eukaryota, Fungi, Ascomycota, Eurotiomycetes, Eurotiales, Aspergillaceae. The record is from RefSeq and is a predicted model, not a curated record. Bases 124 to 489 code for a protein of 121 amino acids.
GUUCGAGAAGCUGAUCUCCAGCCGCGUCAUUGGCGCUACGUCGGAACGCCUGUCGAGCUAGAGUCGCUAGACAGGAGAACCGCUCCACUUCGCCCCAGAGGCUUGCAUUGUCUCGCCCGGCGCAUGGCGGCCCUUAGUCUGCUUUUCCUCACUCUCAUAGUCGGUGGACAUAGUGUUGCCCACGGUCUGGAUCGUAGCUGUUCGGGACAAAGCAUUGUUUCCCUGGAGAAAAGUAGACGAUGGUCCGAGAGACAGAUAAUCAAGGAUUGUUCUAGCCAUGUUUGCUCGUUUUGGUGGAAACUUUUCUUUUUUCAUAGUUUUCACCACCUCGUCAUUCUUUUUCUACACAGUAUUCAUUUGUGCUGUAUAACAAUGCUAGCAGACUUUUACCGAGGCUUGGCCAAGGGGGACAAGCAAAACAGGACGUUGCGCGAGAACAAAAACCCGACCCAAGAAACCCUGGCCCAAUGGAUCGUAUUCUACCCCUGAAUCGGGCUCCUCUCAUUUUAACUCGAGAUCUACUCCGUACAGAUGUACACCACAGGCCGGCUCGCGUACCCGAGGAUUCCUCCCGGCUCUCCACAACAAUGGCAGGUCAGACGGUCGAUUAUGUCGGUAGGUCCCUUGGCUGCUACACGACUUUCCUCCUUCUAUCGGCUGGACCCUGGUGGCUGAACGAUCCCGCCGCUGCUGUCCGGUAGCGUGUUCCAGGUUGGGUGGAAACGUUG